Messenger RNA from Onychostruthus taczanowskii (white-rumped snowfinch), 990 nucleotides. RefSeq names its product protocadherin gamma-A2-like. The record is from RefSeq and is a predicted model, not a curated record. The transcript has a single exon. NCBI's taxonomy places the organism in Eukaryota, Metazoa, Chordata, Aves, Passeriformes, Passeridae. Gene Ontology annotation, molecular function: calcium ion binding. Gene Ontology annotation, cellular component: plasma membrane. Gene Ontology annotation, biological process: homophilic cell-cell adhesion. The annotation marks the transcript as partial.
UUCGUGGGCGACGUGGCCAAGGACUUGGGGCUGCAGCCGCUGGCGCUAGGCGACCGCGGCUUUCAAAUUGUUUCCGAAGGUAGGACGCAGUAUUUCGCUGUGCAUGGGAAGACGGGACAUUUAGUGACGGCGGAGAGAAUCGACAGAGAGCAGCUUUGUCGGCUGGUGGAGAAAUGCUUGCUGCGCUGUGAACUGAUAAUGGAGAGGGAAAUGAAGUUCUAUGAAAUCGAAGUGGAAAUCUCAGACAUUAAUGACAAUGCGCCGAGAUUCCGAGAAGCAGAAAUAGAACUGAGAAUGAACGAGAUGACAGCCCCGGGGUCGCGGUUUCCUCUGGCCGAAGCUCACGAUCCUGACUCGGGCCGUAAUUCCCUGCAGAGCUACGAGCUGAGCGGCGACGAGCACUUCUCGCUGGCCGUGCAGGCGGGCCCCGGCGGCGAUCAGCGCCCCGAGCUGGUGCUGGCCAAGGCGCUGGACCGGGAGGAGGCGGCGUUUCACGAGCUGGUGCUGAGGGCGAGCGACGGCGGCGAUCCGGCACGGACGGGCACGGCUCGGAUCCGCGUGACGGGGCUGGACGCGAACGACAACGCGCCCGCGUUCAGCCAGGCGGAGUACACGGUGCGUGUGCCCGAGGACGUGCCCGUGGGCUCUGUCCUCGUCACCGUCACGGCCACGGACAACGACGAGGGACUGAACGGUCAAGUGAAAUACUGGUUGAAAAAAGUGUCGGACAUAGCAUCAGAUAUUUUUCGUCUGGAUAAUGAGACGGGAGAGAUCAUGCUACUGAGAACCCUGGAUUUUGAAGACGGCAAUUCCUAUGAACUUGAGGUGCAGGCACAUGAUGGGGGUGGACUUUUUGAUACGACCAAAGUUACGAUCUCCGUCACAGACGUCAACGACAACAUGCCAGUGAUUUCGGUGAGGUCGGCAAUCAGCGAAAUAUCUGAGGACGCACCGUCGGGGACAGUUGUAGCUCUGCUGCAUGUUCAUGAU